AUGCCUCAGUCCGAGGGCUGGAUGAGCAAGCCAGGGUGCAUUGUGACUGCCUUCAGGUCUUCCGAGGCCUCUCUUUCAUCUUCUUCUGCUACCGCCUCGUGCACAUCAUUCUCCACAUCUUCUGAGGAUGAGGCCGGUUUCAUCUCUUCUUCCCUGCCCUUCGCCUCGGAGACUGAAGGUGACAGUUGUCGGCCAAGCCCCCGCCGGCGACCAUCGCAUGGCCUACUCGGACACUGGCCGCCCCGAAAGACGCUGACUGCGCGGACGACUUUGGUGACCAUCAACGUCGGCGGUAUCCGCUUCCAGACGCGCGAGGCCACACUCACUCGUCUGCCCGGCUCCCGGCUCACACGGCUUGUUCGUGGCUCUGCCAAGAGACGAGACGACGGACUUGCGGCGGCGACUAGGCUUAGGGAGGAUGUGACGAAAAACGAGUCUGUACGACGGGAAAAACGACGCAGAGGCGACGGUGUCGAGGGUGUCCUUAUAGGAAGGCGACGACAUCGCACAUCUCAUCAACAGCAUAGACAUAAGCAUCAUCAUCCGUCGACUGGCGGGCGGUUUGAGUACUUUUUCGAUCGAGAUCCAGAUGUAUUUCGUUCUGUGCUCAACUACUACAGAACCGGAGAGCUACAUCUGCCGUUGCAUGUGUGCGGACCAGCGCUGGAGAGGGAGCUGAAUUACUGGCAGAUUGACGAAAGAGAAGUUGAGAAGUGCUGCUGGAUUCAUUAUAUACACUUACGUUCACAAAAGUCGUCACUUCUGGACUUUGAGUCCUUCUUUUCAGAUCAGGUAUGA
This is a messenger RNA of Protopolystoma xenopodis, 798 nucleotides long. The record is from the annotation of a GenBank genome assembly. Lineage: Eukaryota; Metazoa; Platyhelminthes; Monogenea; Polystomatidea; Polystomatidae.